Messenger RNA from Phytomonas sp. Hart1, 1230 nucleotides. The record is from the annotation of a GenBank genome assembly. NCBI's taxonomy places the organism in Eukaryota, Euglenozoa, Kinetoplastea, Trypanosomatida, Trypanosomatidae.
AUGGCAAAUCCUUUUACCACACACGGCAUGCGUGCCCCUCCCAGGGGACUUCGCAAGUGUUUACAAAAAAUAAGCUACUCUACUAUACCGGGCGUGAUCAACGUAGGUGCUAAGGUCGAUAUGAGGACCCUUCUUUACACAUGCUACUAUGCUGGUAAGGCGUCUUCGAUUUGUAGUCAUCCGCCGUCCGGGCCGUUAUCUGUGGGCAUAUUGAACAGUAGCCCAUUAAAAAAUCAGAUGAAUGGACGCUUAUGUUGUGGUGAAUCCCUCACACCGUUAGCAUCGCGCCCCUUGACGCCCAUCGUGCGAACUGCCUCCAGCUUCACGCGCGGUGCAUCCACGCUGAGGUUUGCAAUGGCUUCCUGUGCGCCUUUCCACCUUCACGCUACGUUGCCAGCUCUGCAUGCCUCGCUCUGCGGUUAUCAUCAUCACACCAGUGCCGCAGUAGGACGGCCGAACGGCACCCUUCAGGCCCCAAAGACGGAUAAAAAUCAGCUCCAAAACGUAAGCAGCAUUGAGCAGUACAAAGUGGAUGAAGAGGAAAAAAAGCAAGAGGAAGAAGAUCCCUUUUCUCGCUCUUCUGGUCCCGGUUAUCUACCAUUUCCACCUCCCUUUCAUACUAUCAAUAUCAUCAUGUUCCUCUUCAUCGCCAACGUUGUGUGCUAUUUUGCGAUGAUGCUCGGAAACGAUGACGUACGGGAUUUUUUGGUGGAUCAUUUAACUUUAUCGCAUGAAAACUUCGGCCGUGUGUACCCCAUCUUUACGAAUGCCUUCUACCAGGAGAACCUACUACAGCUGCUCAUCGACUGUUGGUUGUUAUGGCAGUUCGGUGAUACGAUGCUGGGAUUCCUCGGGAAUACACGCAUGAUGUUCUUCGCGAUGCUCUGCACGCUCGGCGGUAGUCUGCUCCACGUUGCGCGGCAAAAGUUUGAACUAACCUACGGCAUGGAUGAGUUGGAGGUUCGUGGUCGAUGCUACGGGCCCAAUACAAUCAUCAUGGGGCUUGUCGCGAUGGAGGGGUUGAUUUUCCGGCAUUUGAACUUCAUCCAGCAGCCACCGAUUCCGUUUCUGGUGCUUACCGCGUUUGUAAUGGUCAUUGAUGUAUGGCGAAUCUUCACAACACGGCCAGAGGAGCACGGCGCGUCGACUGGCGGCGCGCUCAUGGCGUACCUAUUCUGGGCUUUACCAACGCGUAUGCUAGGCUUAGAUAAGCUGACAGCGACGAUCUAG